This is a messenger RNA of Aspergillus versicolor CBS 583.65, 1941 nucleotides long. RefSeq names its product fungal specific transcription factor domain-containing protein. Gene Ontology annotation, molecular function: RNA polymerase II cis-regulatory region sequence-specific DNA binding; zinc ion binding; DNA-binding transcription factor activity, RNA polymerase II-specific. Bases 1 to 1941 code for a protein of 646 amino acids. NCBI's taxonomy places the organism in Eukaryota, Fungi, Ascomycota, Eurotiomycetes, Eurotiales, Aspergillaceae. Gene Ontology annotation, cellular component: nucleus. The record is from RefSeq and is a predicted model, not a curated record. The transcript is spliced from 4 exons. Gene Ontology annotation, biological process: positive regulation of transcription from RNA polymerase II promoter by galactose; DNA-templated transcription.
AUGAGAAAGCGUGACAAGCGCACGUCUUGUGAGUACGAUAAUAGCAGAGAAGGUCGAGAAACCUCUGGAGAUAGCACCUCGGGCUUGGACGAAGACUGGUUUUCAUCAUCCCAUCAAACAUGUCAACACCAAAAUUCACCACCGCCUGGCCAACCUGGCAUCGGUGAACGCGACACCAACUACGGUAUCGAAUCAAUGACUGGUGCUGCAGGAGCUCCCGGCGCGGGAUUCUUUGGCAGCAGCUCCGCGAGCGUGUUCCUCGAACAGGUCAGGGCGGCCAUCAAUGCAAAGGUAGCCGGCUACGCUGCUGUUCCCGAGACCAGAGCGUCUGCAAACGUGGUACCAGCCCCCGACGCAGGUAGGGGUACUUCGCAGCGAAUAUGCGAAUACCUGGAUUAUGAGCUACCGUCAAGAAGAAAUGCGGACAGCCUUGUUUCUCGGUACUGGGAGGUCAUACAUCCACUGAACCCAUUUCUCCUUCGGCAAACGUUUGAGAAAUCAUACCACCGGAUCUGGACUGGUAUGCCACUCGAUGGGGACGAAAGGACGUAUCUGUGCUUGCUUAACUCCAUUUUCGCUCUAUCCUCGUGCAUUACGGAUUCAAUACCUAUCACGCAGAGGAUACCUACCUCCAAAGUGUAUUUUCAGCGGGCGCGCGAUCUGCUCAGCUUGACCUUUUGGGAGUCCGGCUCGAUUGAAACCAUCCAGUGUCUGUUGAUAAUGGCUCAGUAUUUGCAGAGCACAAAUGAAGUCCAUCAAUGUUGGAUGUCAGUUGGCCAGGCUGUCAGGAUGGCUCAAGAAAUGGGAUUGCAUCUUCCGGAGCCUGCUUGGCUGGAUCAAAGUCUACAAGAAAGGGGGCUGUUCAGGAGGAUCUGGCACGGUUGCAUAUUGAUGGACCGCUUGGUUGCCAUGGCACUGGGUCGCCCAUCCAUGGUCUCCAAGACUGUGGCAGAGGCGAGACCAUACCCGUCCAUCACAGACGAGGAGUUUCUGCUAUAUGAUAUUACCGUUGCCAGUGCUCCACCCACAGAAAUGCCGCCCCCUCUCGCUUUUUAUAUAAAGAUUUUGGAGCUCUAUGCCAUAGUCGACGACAUCCUAACGGCCUUGUAUAUGCACAACGAUGCGGUACGGAGAGGACGGACUAGGCCCCAGCGAGCUGACUUGCAUAACACGGACAUGACCACCAUCGUACGAUUGGAUAAGGAUUUAACAAAUUGGUCCAACGGUUUGCCCCUUCAUCUCCAGCCCUCGCGGCCUGAAUCGCUGGUGAACGACACCAUUCGCAGACAAUCAAUUGUAUGCAGGGCAAGACUGCUACAUGCAAGGAUUCUUCUGUUUCGACCUGUGUUCUCUUUGUUCUGCCUGUCAGAUACACAGUCAGAUGAAGCUGAUCCACACGUGGAAGAGAGCUUGCAUCAGUGGAUGAUUCUUCGCUGCUCUAUUCUAUGCCUCCAAGCUGCCCAUGAGCUCAUUGACCUGAUAUUCGCGAAUUUCCCACGGGAUGGAUCCAUUGGAUCACUUCCAUCCUGGUGGUACAAUACGUUUUACCUUUACAGUGCUGCCACUGUUCUUUUAGCAUCUCGGCUACACCCACGCCUUCACGACUCAGAUCCAGGAUACAUCAACGCCGUUUCCUGGUCCCAUGUAGUUCAAAUACUUGAGGCCAUCGCGCCAAUGAGCGAGUCAGCGCACAAGUGCGCUAUUGCGCUAGAGAUUUUAUCAACGACCAUAACCCUCGCCAUGGGGAACGAACCACAAACCACCCUAGCCCCCAACAAUAAUAACUGUGGACGGCAGCUAGAUGCCGGACUGAACAAUCCAGAUGUUCCGACACAUGGAAUAGCCAACUUUGGUGAAGCAGGGGAUCUGGCCGAUAUCAAUGAUCUUCUGUUGGAUAUGAGCGACAUGUCAUGGCUCGACAGUAUUCCUGCUCAUGUAUGA